This is a messenger RNA of Kuraishia capsulata CBS 1993, 843 nucleotides long. RefSeq lists its product as uncharacterized. NCBI's taxonomy places the organism in Eukaryota, Fungi, Ascomycota, Pichiomycetes, Pichiales, Pichiaceae. The transcript has a single exon. Gene Ontology annotation, cellular component: RNA polymerase II transcription regulator complex. The record is from RefSeq and is a predicted model, not a curated record. The coding region runs from base 1 to 843 and encodes 280 amino acids. Gene Ontology annotation, molecular function: transcription cis-regulatory region binding; DNA-binding transcription activator activity, RNA polymerase II-specific.
AUGGACUACGAACUGAUGCCAAACCAUGCCGCCACUGACUCGAUGUGGGACGGGUAUCUCAAGCUGAGCGAUCAGACGCAAGGGCUUUUUGGAGAUGAACAUCGAGUUGCUGAUAAUAUUGACGAAUGCAUUAAAAAGGAGUUUGAUGUGGCCAUAGGCAAUCCUGAGACUCGUGCAGAAUCAGUUGAUGGGAGAAAUGGACACAGAGAGACCUCCUCAGAUUCGUCCAUGACGCUUCCCCACGCGAGUGAGGAAGAGAUCUAUCAACGCAGAAAGGCCCAGAAUAGAGCUUCACAGCGUGCUUUCCGUGAGCGCAAAGAGAUCAAACUGAAGGAGUUGAGUGCGAAACUCGCCAAGAGCGAGACUGAGCGCCAGCAGUUGAUGCGCGAAUUGGAAGCGCUUAAACAGGCCAAUCUGAUUCUCGGAACGGAGAACCAGAUUCUGCAAAAGACCUCAUCCAAGGAGACAGAUGUGGGGGGCCCUGGUCGGUCGCCGUCGCCUUCCGCAUCGUCCGUUAUCGACAUAGCCACCACGGAUCCAGUGGCUCAGACACAGAAGUUCAACUUCCCGCGCGAUAAAUACCAGUUCAUCGGCGAACUGGUGGCAGAUCCAAACGAUGAAGGGCAGGGCAAGUCCGAGACGUAUGUUGCUGAGGGCCAGAAGCUGCUGACCGUGGGUGCGGUCUGGGACUACAUCAACCAGCUAAUCAGGGAUAAUGAAGAGGUCGAUGUGGAUGUGCAUCGUGUGAUGAUGCUGCUGAAGGGAAAUGAGAAGUGUCAUGGGCACGGCGCGGCGUAUCCAUUGGCUUUGGUGAACGAGGCGGUCAAGGCCUGUAUUUCAUGA